GGAGGGAGGAGGAGACAGGAAAAUGAAAGUAAAACUUGAGUAGUAGCAGGAGAGCUGCCUUAGGAUCAGUGCUGACUAGGACAGCAAGAGAGACACAAGUGUGAGUCUGUCGGCCACGUGGCAGCAUGACCUCCUGGAGAACUGUGACCUCCUGGAGAACUGUGACCUCCUGGAGAACUGUGACCUCCUGGAGAACUGUGACCUCCUGGAGAACUGUGACCUCCUGGAGAACCGUGACCUCCCUGUUUCUUAUCUUGUCCCUGAUUGACCUGUCGCAGGAAGGCUGCUCCGAUCAUUUCAAACUGGCCACAUGGGCCGGAGACGAUCUCAAUCGCAAUUUAACACUGGCACAAAAUAAGGAUCCCAUUGACUUAAUCAACUGUACCCUGAAGCUCUUUUGUGAAAACAAAAAGCCCAGUGAGAAUGAUAGACUGUGUAACGUACUACAUAACUGCUUCGGAUUUCAGAGCGAUGCGCCUCAGAGCGCUGAAAAGAACGAGACGACAUGCGAAGGCCCCAGUUCUCGGAAUAUCUCCUUCUAUCACCUCAUGUGUUUGGCGGCCAAAGCACUGAAUUACCCUCCUGAUGGUAAAGCUCCUGAAGGCUGUAAAUAUGAAAAUGUGUGCGAACUUUAUCCUCAAAUAUCUGUUGAUCAAACAACAACAGCAGCACCGACCACAGUGUCGUCGCCAACGGCAGCGACCUCGACAGUAUUGUCACUUACCACAACACCAGCAACGCCACCAACACCAGGAACAACCACAGUCAAACAUUCUGAUGGACAAGCUAACAGCAGUACAGGCACAAUGGAUGACUCGAUCCUGCGGUACAUGUGUUUGUUAAUCAUUUCUGGCACCCUGAACUUCCUGCUGCCGCUGGCUGUUUUCUUCUGCAUGCGCCGGAGGACACAGCAGAGGACACAGAGCCCAUCUCAACAGCGUCUAAGCCUCUGGUUUCCCCAGGAUGAAUCCUCCAUGUCGGACGAAACCUGCAAUGGUCCAGAUUCCCAUCUACUAACACCGGUAAUAACCAAGCCAAACCGUCCCCUCACCGACUCACCCUCAGCUGAUACAACCAGGAACAGAAACACUUCUGGAAACGGAUUAGAGUCACAUUAAGCACCGUACUCACAACUUUGUAUAUUGUCAUUAUAAAAGAGCCACGGGAUGUAACACAGGACGGAUCAGCUCCACGCAGGACUGAGUGACUGUGGUAUGCAACUGCCUUUCAUGGAGUUGAAACUCUGACUGGAGCUGUUGCCCCCGGACAUGAGGGCGAGUGAGGGUGAACGGGCCGCGGCAUGUCGCUUCUCAGCUGGGAAGGCGAGCUCAUGCAGGACCUCAGCACUCAGUCACAGCCACACAAAGGGACGAGAGGAUUGCUUCAGACCAGAACAAGUUUGACUGGGAGCUGGGGUUUGUGAGCAGCAGGAUAAAAAAGACGACUCUAACCUGUAUUAUAAUCACCCUCAAAACAUUUCAGACGACUAAAGUCUCACCAGACAGUUUGUCUAUUGGUUGAGCUUCAUUAGAAUCAGAGCUGCAGUCACACUGGCAGCGUUUAAGAUGAAUUAAAAAUAAUAUGAUGUGAUAUCAAGGCAACUACAGCUGGCCCUGCUAACCACUGUCAGGUGACAACUAACCUGAUAUUAAUCUGUAAAUCACAGUGUUGAGAUUAUAAAUGUGCACCCUCCGUCAGCGUUCUCACUUUCAGGACGGUUGUUCGUUAGCUUCUAUCCUGCACCAUCCAGAUUUAUAAUAAAACGUUUGCAUGUGAAGUGAACUGCACCACUGGUUGCGGGUUUUGUUAUUUCCACUGCAUGCACUGGUUUUUAACGAGCUAUGCUAAGCUAGGUCUAGUGUUAAAUGUAUGCAACCACUUCCACAGUACUGUACUUUCAGAGUUGUGGCUGGUCCUCACCUUGUGACCCACUUUCGAUGUUUGAGUGAAGACUUGCUUUUAGGGUUUGGAUGGACGGAUUGAUCCAGAGGUCAGUUCAGGGCUGCACCUGGGCCACAUCCCAUGAGUGGUGUCUUGCUUUUCAGAGGUCUUCACAUGGUCUUCAGCAAAACAUACAGUAAAAAGGAUCUUUCAUCACAGUUUCAAUGUUUGUCGAAUAUGUCACAGAUAUAAAUAUUUACCAGACUUACUCUGCCAGUAUUCUGUCGAUUGAAUCUAUUCUAACGCGGCUUUCGUCAAACCAGAAACCUCGUGUAGCAGCUCACAGAUGCAGCAGAUCAGCGUCUCAGCUGUCACACACUGUGGCCAGGCAUUUGGGGAAAGUAGGGAAUGCAUUGUGCCACUGAGUGUCCCUGAGGUUUUGUGUGUGUCCAGGUAUGACAUUAUGGGGACUUGUCUUCCUAAUGAGGACAAAAUAAUUACUGUUUAAGGUUUAGUCUCCAGGAACAAAUGUAAGUCACUGUAAUGUCCGCUGAAGUGAUGGAGACAGACAUCGUGUACUUAACUGUGUUUUCUGCCUUCAAGCUGCAGUACUGAUCUCAGAUGAAUCUCAUUCAAGUGUUUCCCACACCUCUCAGAUUCCAGCACAUUAAUCUACUGAAGUCAGAGAGAGUUAAUGGUUCUGCAGCAAGUCUCAGAAUGUGUUUCAGCAUGUUGUGUAUUGCUACCAGGACACUGAAGCUAUUCCUGGUCUGUUUGUAUAAGUUAACUAAACUGUGAUGUUUGUCUGUUUUGUAAAACUGUGAAGAAAUGCAUGCAUUGUAUACCUGUGUGUAUUUGUAGGUGUAUUCUGAUAGCAGACAUUUUUGGGGAAAGUCAGACAUCGCAGGUAAAAAAAAUCGAUGCAGCUUAAUGUUUCACGUCCGUUUCACUUCAUUUUCUCUACUGACUUUCUUGAUACAACCACUGGGGGGCGCUUAAGAAGUGUAAAAUUCUACACAUGGUAGCUUUAAAAUGUGCAUAUAUGAUAUUACUUAACAAAUAAAUAUACCCUUCUUUGACAUUCAAAAUA
Molecule: messenger RNA, 2971 nt
Organism: Hippoglossus stenolepis (Pacific halibut)
Lineage: Eukaryota; Metazoa; Chordata; Actinopteri; Pleuronectiformes; Pleuronectidae
Exons: 13
Coding region: 126-1118 (330 amino acids)
Source: RefSeq, a predicted model, not a curated record